Elephantulus edwardii (Cape elephant shrew) is the source of this 645-nucleotide messenger RNA. It is a transcript of the gene CPTP, whose product is annotated as glycolipid transfer protein domain containing 1. NCBI's taxonomy places the organism in Eukaryota, Metazoa, Chordata, Mammalia, Macroscelidea, Macroscelididae. Gene Ontology annotation, cellular component: cytoplasm; membrane; cytosol. Gene Ontology annotation, molecular function: ceramide 1-phosphate binding; ceramide 1-phosphate transfer activity. The coding region runs from base 1 to 645 and encodes 214 amino acids. Gene Ontology annotation, biological process: ceramide transport; intermembrane lipid transfer. The record is from RefSeq and is a predicted model, not a curated record. The transcript is spliced from 2 exons.
AUGGAUGAUCCAGAAACCGACUUCAACCUGAAAGUCGUAAUGGCUAAUUUCAAGCAGUGCCUCAAUGAGAAAGAAGAAAUCCUUAUGGACCACUACCUCAGUGGCUGGCAGGGGCUGGUAAAGUUUCUGAACAGCCUGGGUGCCAUCUUCAUGUUCAUCUCCAAGGAUGUGGUGGCGAAGCUGCAGAUUAUGGAGCGGCUGCGCAGCAGCCCACAGGGUGAACAGUACGCCAGCCUGCAGUCCAUGGUGGCCUACGAAGAGGAACAUCAGCUGGUGGACCUGCAUCGGCGUGGACACCAUCCUGAGUCGGGCUGUCGCACCGUGCUGCGGCUACACCGUGCCCUGCGCUGGCUACAGCUCUUCUUGGAGGGGCUGCGUGCCAGCCCCGAAAAUGCCCGCACCUCCACGCUCUGCACCGAUUCCUACAAUGCCUCGCUGGCUGCCUACCACCCUUGGGUUGUGCGUCAGGCCGUCACCAUGGCCUUUUGUGCUCUGCCCACGCGCAAAGUCUUCCUGGAGGCCAUGAAGGUGGGGCCUCCCGAGCAGGCUGUGGUGAUGCUGGAGGAGGCGCUGCCCUUCCUUGAGCGUGUCUAUGACAUCACCCAGAAGCUCUAUGCAGAUCACACGAUGCUGGACCUCCCCUAG